Messenger RNA from Colius striatus (speckled mousebird), 1254 nucleotides. RefSeq names its product microtubule nucleation factor SSNA1. The transcript has 3 exons. The coding region runs from base 637 to 1062 and encodes 141 amino acids. NCBI's taxonomy places the organism in Eukaryota, Metazoa, Chordata, Aves, Coliiformes, Coliidae. Gene Ontology annotation, cellular component: ciliary basal body; centrosome. The record is from RefSeq and is a predicted model, not a curated record.
AACUACAUCCGGGAAACUCGGGCGACGCCGCGCUCGGUUAACGUCGGCUCUUUUCGGCUCUUUCCGACACGCUCCGUCCCCUCUGUCCCCUUUGCUCUCGGGCGACUCUGCUUUCGGAAAACAUCGGCUGCCUUCGCCGAGCCCAACGCCCUUCAGUCUCUGCCUUCGGCAAACAUCGGCUCGUUCCGUAACUCUCCUCCCUCCCUUCUCCUCCCACCGACCGGCCCGCCUCGGCCUUCCCUCCCGAACGCUACCUAGCUUCGGAAAACAUCGGUUAUUUCCGUAAGGAUGUUUUCGCUCUCCCGUCGGGGCGGCGCCGCGUUCGGAAUCGCUCGGGUGUUUCCGUGACCCCGCAGCCGUCGGCUGCAAGGCGCUGCCGGUUGAGCAGCCGUUGGCCGGGCGCGCCCGGCUGAUUGGCCGAGGGGAGUCCUCGCUGCCAGCUUCUUCGCUUUCCCGCGCCAGGCAGGGCCGAGGAGGAGUCGGUACGCGGCGGAACGCCGGCUUUCUCGGUGGGAGCCGCCGGAGCGGAAAGGCCAGGCAGGUGGCCUCAGGCGCUCUGAGCGAAGCCGAUGCCGGUCUCUCGGUUUGGGAGGGACAUGCCCUUCAUCAGAGGGCGAGGGGUUGCCGCAGCUGCUGAUGUUGAUUGCCGGACCUUCUGCUGUCAACGGAGUGAAGAAGGUGGUUGCUGAGAGGGGGCUUCGAGGAGGGGAGUGGAGGAUGACUCAGCAUGGAGCUGUUCUUCAGGGUUACAAUAAUGAACUAGUGGAAUUCAUGGAAGACUUACGUAUGCAAAAAGAAGAGCUGAACAAAGAAAUCCAGCAAGCAGAAGAGGAAAAAAAUAAACUCCAGCAUGAAAUCCAAGUCCUGAGCGAAAAACUGGAGUAUGUAUGUGAAAACCUGGCCCAAAAAGUAGCUUCACGGAAUGAGCUUGAUAAAAGUCUUGCUGAAAUUGAAGCUGCUUACAUGAAGAUUUUGGAUAGUUCUAGAAGUUUACUUAACGUCGUGAAGAAGCAAGUGGGGAGCUUGAAGUAUACACCAGAACUGAAAACCAAUGUAACAUGAAACAGUCAAAUGUUUAGACUCCACAGUGCUAAAAUUCUGCUAGGUGAGAAAUGUGGUUAGCCACAGAGCCAUACAACAACAGUGUAAGCAGACAGGGAUUUUCUUCCAACAUUUCUGUAUGUUUUACUAUUAUUUUUAAAUGCACUAGAAAAUAGAUUAAAUAAAGUUGAGGUAUUUUUGGCACUAAAAAAA